This is a messenger RNA of Paramecium pentaurelia, 844 nucleotides long. Lineage: Eukaryota; Ciliophora; Oligohymenophorea; Peniculida; Parameciidae. The record is from the annotation of a GenBank genome assembly.
AAUGGCUGAUACUUCUCAAAUAAGAGAUUUAUUAAUUAGAGAAAAAGUAUCUGUAUUUUUAAAUUUCUUAGUAAAAACCAAUAAAUAAGUCGAAUGAAUUUUACUUGAAUGAUUCAUAAGGCAUAUGUAGAAGAGAUAUUCUAGUUUAAUGGAUUGUGGCAGUAUAUAUAUUCAUAUAUAAUUAGUAAUCAUCUCAAUUCAGACAUUCUCUAAAAACUAUUGAACUUGCAAUCAUCUACAUUGACACUUAUCUUAAUUAUUUUAAGAUAACCUAAGAAUAUCUAUAGUUAUUGGGAAUUUCAGCCUAUUCUUUAGCAUCCAAAGUAAAAAUGGAAAUAAAAUAUAGUUUAAUGAAACAGAAAUGGUGACUUAAAUUAAACUAUAUGAUCCAGAUGGUUAGAAUCUCUAUUAGAAUAGAGAGUAUGAUGAAAUGGAAGAGUAGAUAAUUAAAGUUAUGGGAUUUUAGCUAAAUUACAUUACUUCAUCUGAUUAUUUAUUAGCAAUGAAUAUUGAAAUAAAUGAAAAUAUCUAAAGUUUAUUAAUGUUCAUUCUCUUAGGUAUUCAUUUUUAAUUAUUAUAGAUUUCGAUAUUUACAAACAUUCUCAUUUAGAACUUGCUUUAGCCAUAGUUGCUUAUAGCCAAGAAUAAUAAAUCUAAUUUACAGAUAAAAUUCUUAAGCUAUCCUAAUUCAUACAUAAUAAAAUACUCAGAGCUUAAGAAAUAGAAAUAGAUAAAGAAUAAAAAGAAAAUUCUAAAUGCAAAAUAAGAAAUAAACAAAUAAACAAAAAGAUAUCUAAAAACAAAGGCUUGAUUCACUAGAAGGCUCCAAAACAAUAAGUUUGAA